UCUCGGUCGGGGGCCACGAUUAUCCAGAAACGCGGCAACGUCCCGAUGCGUCGUCGCUGCAGGCGCGCGGCAACGGUACACCGCGUCGAUCGCCCGUACCGCCGCCGGCUACGAAACAAGUGUCUGUGUACAAGAUGGCGGCGCCCGGAGCAGCUCCCACCGUCGCGGAGAUCGCCAGGAAGCAGCAGCGUCGGGCGGCAUCGGAAGCAGCAGACGCGGCGCGGCCGCAGCGACGAGCGUGAAGCGAGUCGAGUCCCCAUUCGAUUUCCGUAGCUACGGGCAACGCGCCCAGCGCUCUGUGCGUGUCAAUUCGUUAUACGAGGACCACGAAACCAACCACGUCGACGACCCGUCCUGACCGGUGAGGCGCGGCGCGGCGCGGCUCGCAUCAUCAUCAUCAUCAUCGUCAUCAACGGGCGGCGUCAUGCAGCCCGAGGAACGGAAGAGGAAGCUCGACGCGUAGCCUGGGCCAAGUGUGCUCGGCGAAGGCAGGUAGGUAGGUAAAUAUUUCGAAGAGGACGACCAGAGGUGUGGGCCUUAUCUGUGGGAUAGAGUGAGAAGGCGAGUGAGAAGGAAGGAGAGAGACAGAUAGAGACAGAGAGAGAGAGAGAGACAGAGUGAGAGAGAGAGAGAGAGCGCGCGGAGUCUGCUGCCAGUUCGUCCCCGGGCAGCGGUUGGGAGAUUACGUUGUCUCGUCGUCGUCCAUCAUAGUUUUUCCAUCCGUCCGUCCGGCCGGGAGGAUACUAGGUAGUCGCAACGUUGUGGCGUCACUCCCAUCCGAGGACGACGCUGCGGGACGAUCGUCGGUGAAUUUGGUCUCGAGAUGGCGACGACGACGACGACGACGGCGGCGACGACGACGACGACGUCUUCGUCGGUGCCGAUGGAACGGAAGAAGUCGUACCACGAUCUCUGUCGGCUGUGCGCGUCCCACGACAACAUCAGCAUGCACAUUUUCGGCGAGGAAGGCGUGAACCGGCAGCUCGUCGACAAAAUCCAGACCUGCCUGCCGUUCAAGAUAGAGGAGGACGAUCGUCUGCCGAAAGUUCUGUGUUAUCGAUGCAUGUACAAUUUGGAAAAUUUUUACGACUUCAGAACCGCGUGCGUGAACGCGGCCGCCUGGCUGGAAAGAAACAGGCCCAAGGAAGGCGCAAACGAUGACGGUGCAAAUAAUAGCACGCAGUGCAGCGAGAUGCACGCGGAGCUUCUCAAGGGAAAGGAAAAUAUGCCAAUACUUAUCCCGGAGGCGCCUGUGGUUAAUCCGAAUGCCGCGUUAGGUACACCGCCGAGAUUGAAUUCUGACGGUGAGGCCGAGGUCGAAGAGAUUCUCGAUGCGAGCGAAGGUACGGAUGAAGUGCUCGAUGAUUCGACGGAGGAUCGACGUUCGGAGAUGGAUUACGAAGACGGAUACGAGAUGGACAUGGAGACGAAUCCCAGUGAUUUCUUAGAAAUGACGCCGAUGGUGACCGAGGAAAACGAGGAAGAGUGCAGCGCGAAUAAUACGAGCGCCGUUGCCGGUCAACAAGAUGCCACGGUCGUCUUCCCACCUACGUCGCAGCAGCACGAGGUCUAUGUGUGCUCUCUGUGCAACAAGGCGUUUAGCUCCAAAGGUCAUUUGUCACUGCACGCGAGGAUUCAUGUGGGCGAGGGUGAUGUGAUCGGCGAAAGGGUCAUCACCGACGAUCAUACCUCGUAUCAACGACCGUACCAAUGCGAUCUCUGCCACAAAUCGUAUUCUACCGCGAAACAUCGCUGGGGACACGUUUCUACGACACAUAGGGGACAUCCUGCGGUAACGUGUAAGUACUGCUCGCGCAUAUACUCGACACGAUACAACCUGGAGGAGCAUAUAAAAUCCCGACACGCCGGUCUAGCGCCACCUCCGGAAGUAUCGGUGUCCUUUUCCCGCGCGGAGACACGUUAUCAAUGUCAAACGUGUCCGACGGUUUAUAAAGAUCUGGCAGAUUUCAACGCGCAUCGUCAGAUAUGCGAGGAGCAACGCAGCGCCGAUCUAUUAGGGCAAGCCGACGCGCAGAACAAUAAGAGUGUAAUCGAUGUGUCCGAUAUGUCGAGUAUCGUAGACUCGGAUGACGAGAACAAAGACUUCAGGAGUGCCGAGGCUAAACUGGCCAAGAAUCCAAACUUGACUAUAUUGAAACACGCGUUGACUAAAGGAGACAGUUUAAAACGGAAUUACGACGAUGAUGGUUCAACGUCGAGUUGCAAGACGAGAAAGAUGGUCAAGAUAGAAGGUGAGACGAAUCCUGAGAUAAAAAGGUGGUAUUGCGAAUAUUGUCCACAAAGUUUCACAUCGGUGGACAGUUUAAAGUUGCACGAAGUUAGGCACGACGCCGAGAAGCCGUUUGUCUGCAUACUAUGCAAGAAGGAUUUCGCUUUGAAAUCUUCAUUGAUAAGGCAUAUCCUGACGAUACACGGCGUCGAUCCUACUCCUAUCAUUGACAACGACAAGUGUCUAAAGACAUCUGUGAUGCCUCAGAAUUGGAAUCGAAUGGAUGUCAGCGUUUACGAGCAGAACGAAAUAAAGGAACCACCGGAGUUUUCGUCGUCACCUGAGGUAAAUUUGGACAAUGAUGACAAAGACUCGAAAAACAAUCACGAGAAUAUUGAAAUCGAAACAGUAUUUAUAUGUGAGAUUUGUACGAGAGACUUUAAUGAUCGAGCGUCGUUAUGGUUACACAUGCGUGCAACGCAUAAGGAACUUGCUGCAUUCGCCUGUGGAGUGUGUUUAAAAAUAUGUUCCGAUAAUACACAACUCCAGAGUCAUCUUUACAUGUACCACGGAAAAUCCAAGCUUUUGAUAUCGGAACAAAGAAGGUACAGCUGCACGAUAUGCGGCAGGCAGCACGAUUCAAGAAAGAAGCUAAUCGCUCAUGUCUCGAUACACAAUAUCGACUCUGGGCUUGAUCCUGCAAUUUUUGUACAAUUAAACAGUAAUUAUUAUAACGAGAAUUUAAAUGGUACCGAAGGAAAUGAGCAAGUAAUAGAUUUUGAUGCAGAAGAUAGCGAGAAAGUCGAUUGUUACAUUUGUUAUAAAUCUUUUCCAAAUGAGGAUCACCUUAUACGACAUCAGAGAAAUGCGCAUAAGUCCGAACAGAUAAUUUCGUCGGGAGACGCCGCGGGAAGUGGAAACGCUGCGAAUGUCAACGGCACCGGUAACAGGGCGCAGUAUCAUUUAUUUUUCGUUUGCGAAAUCUGCGGUAGCUCUCAUUCGAGCAAAUGGGAACGCUGGUUGCAUAUCAACAACAUGCAUAGUAACGAAUCUUCCAUCAAGUGUGAAUAUGAAAACUGCGGGAAGAUAUUCGCAACGAAAUUGUUGCGUAAUGACCAUUGUCAGCAUCAUUUGAUCCAAGGUCCGUCGCCGAACACCUGCGAAAUAUGCGGGAAAUUGUGGCCUACCCGUGUCGAUUAUUGGAAACACGUGAUGGGCGUCCACGCGGACAUGGUGCCCCUGAUCUGUGGCGUUUGUCUGAAAGUAUUUUCCGACGUGAUGCAGUUAAGUGCCCACGUUAAGGCGAAACAUUGGCCACUGACCAGUGGUGAUUUCAGCUGUGAUAUUUGCGGUAGGCCGUACUCCAAUAAAUCAAAAAUGUCCCGGCAUAGAAAGAUCCACGGUUUGGAGGUGGCAGCAGCAGCGGCGGCAGCUGCAGCGGCGGCGGCGGCGGCGGUAGUCGCGGACGUCGCGUGUGAUAACAGCAACCUGAACGAGCCGACCAACGAAUCGAUCAAGCUCGAGCAUGGCAACAAUAGAGCUGUAGACGUAAAAUUGAAAUGCGAACAGUGCCCCGAGCACAAGUUCACGACUCUGGACAGUUUACGUAAUCAUCGUCGGGUGGUGCACAAUCUCUUCCCAUGCGAUCUAUGCGUUAAGUAUUAUGGUAGGACGUCGCACUUGUGGAAACAUGUGAACAGAGUGCACAAGGGUCACCCGGACGUGACUUGUCCGUACUGUGCGAAAACGAGCGCGUCGAGGGAUCAUCUGGCGGCGCACAUUGCCAAGAUUCACAGGUACGUACCCACCAUGGGUACCAAGGACAAUCAAAACUGUAUCGUUUCCAAGUCCUUGAGUAUGGAGGACGGUGUCUUGCAUUACUGCGAAAAGUGUAACAAGGGAUUCCAUAAGCGUUACCUGCUCCGACGUCAUAUGAAGGGUUGCCAAAACUAUCGUAAGGAUCCUGGAGCGUUAUUGACCCGCUGCCGAGCCUGCGAGAGGAUAUUCAAGGAUCGCGCGAGUCUGCAGAAGCACAUCGAGAAUCACCACAGCACCUACACCUGCCAUUUGUGCAACGAGACCAUCACCUCCAAGCUGGGUAUCAUGACGCACAAUCGCGUCAAUCACAUGGAUCACCCGGAUCUGACGUGCGACCAUCCAAGCUGUAAGAAACUUUUCCGCACCAAGGAGGAUCUCGAGUCUCAUCGCAAGGAUCACAAAUAUCACAGCAACCCGAACGUUUGCGAUUUCUGCGGUGACACCGUGGAGAACAAACUCAAGUUGAAGAUGCACGUAUUAUCAUUACAUCGGAACGAGAUCGGCGUGUCCUGUGGUGUCUGUCUCAUUCCUAUGAAGGAUCCGAAAGACUUGAAGAAACACGUCGAGGCAGAGCACAGCAGCGUUCUUUCCAAUCCGAAUACGUGUCAGGUGUGUGGCAAGCAGUACGCGUCCAAGUGGAAGGCUUUCGAUCACACGAAGAAGUGUCAUGGAAAAGUUUUUCUCACGUGCAAGCAGUGCUUAGCAGUUUUCACGGACGAGAACGAUAUACGCGAUCACUACGAACAUGUGCACAACGUUUCAAAGGACCAAUUAGCCGUAUAUGAAUAUAGAAUGGACAUGAGCGCGAAGAGGGAAGACUACGAGACGCCCGAUAUCAUCGUGAAGGAGGAACCGGACGAUCUCGAGUACGACGAGGAGAUGUGCGACGAGAGCUCGAACGAUUCCCGCAAACGCAGACGAUCCCCGAAUGACACGUACGAUUGCGAAAUGUGUCCCGAGAUCUUCCUCAAUUCCGACACACUCGCCAAGCAUUAUCAGAACGUUCACAACACCGAUCCCGUUCGCAUGUUCAAGAAGUUCAAGAAAAAUGACAAGCGUAAAAUGAGAAACAGAAGCAACUACGAGUGCAAGAAUUGCAACAAGAAUUUCUCCACCAAGACCCUGUUCUGGAAUCACAUCAACGCGUGCACGCGACGCAACUCGGUAUGUAGAUUCGACGUCCCGAACAAUACAAUUCCGACGUCGAUUCUGGAGUCGCAUCUGAAGAACAACAACCAGAUCCAGCGAGAAGAACCGCUGACGAACGAAUCCAACUUGAACAUUCCCGACUUCAAUCUGUUCGAGGACAUCAAUCUGCAAUUGUCGGCCCAGAAACCGGUGCCGAAUCUCAUGCCGUUAUCGCACGUCAAGUCCACCGGGAAUGGCAAGUGCUCGCGGAAAGAUUCGCGCAAGGUGUACGACGAGACGACGAAUACCGAGUGCACGUGCGAGGUCUGCGGUAAACAGUGGCCCGCCAAGAAGCACCUGUGGCAGCAUCUGAUUCGCUUUCAUCGCGCCGAAGCCGCGGUCACCUGCGGGGUCUGUCUGAAACUGUGCAAGUCUUAUCAAGACCUGAGCGAUCACCUGAAGGCCGAACACGCCCCUGUGUUGUCGCCGGAGGGCAACAAUUUCACGUGCAAGACAUGCGGCAGGUAUCACAACGCGAGAAGCAAACUACUGCUGCACAUGAGCAUUCAUAUCAAUUACUGCCGGUGCGACAAGUGUCAGCAGAGUUUCUCGAGCGAGGAGAAGCUCGCCGAGCACGCGGCGAGCUGCACCGGAAUCUGCAAGUCGGAAUUUGAGAAUCACGCGGCGACGGCGGAUGCCGAAGACAACGCGAAGAACGACAACGAUGAGAAGGGUAGCUUGAUUGCCGACGAAACAUCGGCCAUCGAAGAGGAGGUCGAAGCGGAUUUCGAGUCGGAGGGCGAAGAGGGUAGCAGAAGCAUCCAGAACGAGGAGAACAACAGCGAGGAGGACAAUUCGGAUAGCGACGACUCGGAUAGCGACAGUAGUUCGAGCGAGAACGAGGAGGAAGAAGAGGAGGAGAAGCAAGAGGAGGAGGAAGAGGAGGAGAAUGAAAACGAGUCCGACUCGGACACGAGAAGCUCGAGCGCCGCGAGCGGCGACAGUAGAUGCAAUUCCGAAAGCGAAGACUCGGACAUGGAGGACGUGCACGUGAUGCGGAAGGAAACGAUGCAGUACGACGAAGAUAUCGAUAGGUUCAGGAUACAAGAGAACUCGUCGGCGAUGGAGAAGUACGAGGAUCAGAGGACCGUUUCCGUCAUCGCGGCGGCGGAGCAGAAUAAACAGAGUAAUUUGAAUAACUUACUGAUUUCCGACGCACCUGCGAACGCAGACAAAUUUAAGGCGAUGCGUCUUCAGGAAGCCACUGCAGCUAGCGACUUCUCUAAUGAUAACGAGAAUGAUAAUGAGGAAGAUGACGAAGAGGAAAAUAAUGAAAAUGACGAAGGAGAUGAGGGAGAUGAGGGUGAAGGUGAAGGUGAAGGUGAAGACGAGGGUGAGGGUGAAGAUGAUAAUGAAGACGAAGAGGAAAGUGAAGGUGAAGGUGAGGGUGAAGGUGAAGGUGAAGGUGAAGGUGAAGGUGAAGGUGAAGGUGACGUUACGAGCGAGGCCGAGGCUGAAAGUGAAGAUGAAAAUGACGGCGAAAAUGACGCUAAAGGUGAGGCGGAAGAAGAAGAAGAAGAAGAAGAGGAGGAAGAGGAAGAAGAAGAGGAAGAAGAACAGGAGGAAAACGAUGAAGACGACGACGACGGCCCGCCUGUGCUGAGUCCGAUAAUGCCUUUGUUGCCGGAAAACGAGUCUGAAGAGCACAGCAAUACGAUGGAUCGUACAAGGCAUAAGCUUAGUCCGAUGAUAUCGCUGAAUAUGGACAAGUUGAUGGAAGGAUGCGAGAUAACGGAGAUUAAAACUGACGGGGAGAACACAGCCGCGCCGUCGAACGAGUCCAAUUUCUUCGCGGCUAACAACAACGAUCUGCCGGUGACCUGGGACGAGGAUGAUGAACGCGAUUGCGAUUCCGACGCCGGGGACAGAGGAGGCGUGAUGGUGGUGAAGAACGAGGAGUUCGCCAAGAGGAGCGUCAACGAGCUGGAGGGCGACGACUACCAGGAAGAUUCCGCGGAUGAGAACGUCAUGGACGAUGAUAGGGACGGUGGUAGUGGGGAUCAGGUGCACGAGAUACAUAGCCUAGACGGGACAGUGUUAAUGAUGACUAAUGACGCGGAAGGUAAUCCGAUUUUGAUACAGCAUAACAUGUUAGGUAUCGAUAACGAGGACUCUAACGCCGAAGUGGCACAGUAUAUUUACCCAGAGAACACUUACGAGAUCGAGGAAGAGGGAGACGAAACCGACGUCACGCAGACGGCUGAGAUACAAGGUAUGUCCUACGUUCAGGUUCAGGAUAUGUCGGAGAACGAGGACGACGACAGCACGGGGGAUGAGAACGUAGAGGAGAAUAGUACUGACGCCCAGAAAUAAGAGUAGGGAGACGACGAGUGCCAAAACGGGGAAAGAGAGAUAUAUCUAUAGGGUAUAGUAAUUAGAAUUCUGUAAUAAAGUGUAAGAUAUAAUUAUAAUACAGACCUUGGGACUGAUCGAGACUCUUGCGAAAAACACGUCAUAUGUACCUUGAAAAAAAAAAACAAAACGAAACAAUAUUGUACAGUAGAUUUUAAGCGAAGAGAGGAGUAGUUUGUAACUUCGGGGGAUUUUUGAUAGAUUAAGCGUAAGAGAUUACGAUUUUCACACGAGAGAGUAGAUGUUUUGUUUUUAUCGAUCUGCCAGAGAUGCGUCGUGUAAACACCCCAGGUAGCAAGUAUGUCAUUUUGACGUUUAAUGACGUCAGUUUGUUGCUUGGGACAAUUUCGCGAAACGUUGCAAACUUCCGAGAGAGAAAAAAAAAACAAAAUACAGCUAAUCGUUUCGCAAAAUAAAAUACGAUUUUGAAUCAUAAUAUAUACGUGUGUAUAAGUAUCGCGUUAUGUGUAAAUUAUCGAGAGCUACAGUUUACGAUACACCUUUUUUUUAUGUUCCCGAUCUAUUAUUUUAUCAUCGAUAAAGCACUUUUUUGACAAUAAUAUAUUUCGACUAUAACCCACGCGCGACUAAUAAUUACAUAUAAAUGCCAUCCGUUAGAGGGUAGGAUGCGAAUUAUGAAUGAAUUUAAUUGUGUCACGUGUUUUUGAAAAAAGAGGCAAGAUCAAAGUCCGCAAAUUAAAAUUCUUAAAUUUUCUUUAAUUAUACGGUUGAUGAUUUUAAUCGUCUAGUAGAAAAUGCGAUCGUGCAUCAAGUAAAAAAAGCCAUGACAAUUGUAUUAUUGUAAAGAAAUAUGAUUGCCGAAUUAUUACAGAGGCGUAUAAACGUGCUCGAUCAAUUUCUUUCAAUUAAAAACCUAAUUUCGAAUUCACUUUUCUGCGUGCAUUUGUUUUAGCGAAAGAUGAUCAUGAAACUGUACCAACAAACACAUGACAAGCCAUCAAUCUCUAUUGUCUGGUAUAAAUAAAGUAAUACUAUAAUAACGGAAGCAACAAGUACCAUCCACACACAUAUUUCGAGAUAGAUUUUAAACGUUUCCUAUAUCAGGAUUCUCUGUUUCUUAGCGUGAAUAUAUGAAAAAGAAGCGAAAAUCGUACACCUUCGCUAUAUUUUUAUGGAAAAGUGAUAUAGAAAGAAAGAAACGAAGGAGUUUUAUGUAUAUAAUAGCUUUAAAACGAUCAAUCUGUACAGUUAUGUAAUG
Nylanderia fulva is the source of this 8807-nucleotide messenger RNA. RefSeq lists its product as uncharacterized. The record is from RefSeq and is a predicted model, not a curated record. Gene Ontology annotation, cellular component: nucleus. Gene Ontology annotation, molecular function: zinc ion binding. NCBI's taxonomy places the organism in Eukaryota, Metazoa, Arthropoda, Insecta, Hymenoptera, Formicidae.